Knipowitschia caucasica is the source of this 2001-nucleotide messenger RNA. The record is from the annotation of a GenBank genome assembly. Lineage: Eukaryota; Metazoa; Chordata; Actinopteri; Gobiiformes; Gobiidae.
AUGAGAUGUCCCCACAGACCUCCCUCCCUCACCCCUGUCCUCCCCUUCUCCUCUUCAUCCACCCUGUCCUCACCCUUCUCCCUCCCCUCACCCCUGUCCUGCCCCUUCUCCCUCUCUCACCCCUGUCCUCGCCCCUUCUCCCUCACUCACCCCUGUCCUCACCCUUCUCCCUCCCUCACCCCUGUCCUCACCCUUCUCCCUCCCUCACCCCUGUCCUCACCCUUGUCCCUCCCUCACCCCUGUCCUCCCCCUUCUCCCUCUCUCACCCCUGUCCUCCCCUUCUCCCUCCCUCACCCCUGUCCUCCCCCUUCUCCCUCUCUCACCCCUGUCCUCACCCCUUCUCCCUCCCUCACCCCUGUCCUCCCCCUUCUCCCUCCCUCACCCCUGUCCUCACCUUCUCCCUCUCUCACCCCUGUCCUCACCCUUGUCCCUCCCUCCACCCCUGUCCUCACCCCCUGUCCCUCACCCCUUCUCCCUUCUCCCUCUCACCCCUGUCCUCACCCUUCCCCUCCUCACCCCCCCCCUUCUCCCUCUCCUCACCCCUGUCCUCACCCUUCUCCCUCCCUCACCCUGUCCUCCCCCUUCUCCCUCCUCACCCCUGUCCUCACCCUUCUCACCCCUCCCUCACCCUUCUCCCUCCCUCACCCCUGUCCUCACCCUUCUCCCUCCCUCACCCCUGUCCUCACCCUUCUCCCUCCCUCACCCCUGUCCUCACCCCUCCCUCCCUCACCCCUGUCCUCACCCUUUCUCCCUCACCCCCUCACCCUGUCACCCUUCCUCCCUCCCCUGUCCUCCCCCUUCUCCCUCUCUCACCCUGUCCUCACCCUUCUCCCUCACUCACCCCUGUCCUCACCCCUCCCUCCCUCACCCCUGUUCCUCACCCUUCUCCCUCCCUCACCCCUGUCCUCACCCUUGUCCCUCCCUCACCCCUGUCCUCACCCUUCUCCCUCCCUCACCCCUGUCCUCACCCUUCUCCCUCCCUCACCCCUGUCCUCCCCUUCUCCCUCCCUCACCCCUGUCCUCACCCUUCUCCCUCCCUCACCCCUGUCCUCACCCUUCUCCUCCCUCACCCCUGUCCUCACCCUUGUCCCUCCCUCACCCCUGUCCUCACCCUUCUCCCUCUCUCACCCCUGUCCUCACCCUUGUCCCCCUCCCUCACCCUGUCCUCACCCUUGUCCCUCCCUCACCCUGUCCUCCCCCUUCUCCCUCCCUCACCCCUGUCCCUCACCCUUCUCCCUCCCUCACCCCUGUCCUCACCCUUCUCCCUCCCUCACCCCUGUCCUCACCCUUGUCCCUCCCUCACCCCUGUCCUCCCCCUUCUCCCUCCCUCACCCCUGUCCUCACCCUUCUCCCUCCCUCACCCCUGUCCUCACCCUUCUCCCUCCCUCACCCCUGUCCUCACCCUUCUCCCUCUCUCAGAGACAGGGGGAGGAGCCUGACACAGAGGGGGAGGAGCCUGACACAGGUGUGGUGUCCCCACAGAGGGGGAGGAGCCUGACACAGAGGGGGAGGAGCCUGACACAGGUGUGGUGUCCCACAGAGGGGGAGGAGCCUGACACAGAGGGGGAGGAGCCUGACACAGAGGGGGAGGAGCCUGACACAGGUGUGGUGUCCCCACAGAGGGGGUGGAGCCUGACACAGAGGGGGAGGAGCCUGACACAGAGGGGGAUGAGCCUGACACAGAGGGGGAGGAGCCUGACACAGGGGGAGGAGCCUGACACAGAGGGGGAGGAGCCUGACACAGAGGGGGAGGAGCCUGACACAGAGGGGGAGGAGCCUGACACAGGUGUGGUGUCCCCACAGAGGGGGAGGAGCCUGACACAGGUGUGGUGUCCCCAGAGGGGGAGGAGCCUGACACAGGUGUGGUGUCCCCACAGAGGGGAGGAGCCUAACACAGAGGGGGAGGAGCCUGACACAGGUGUGGUGUCCCCAGAGGGGGAGGAGCCAGAGGGGGAGGAGCCUGACACAGGUGUGGUGUCCCCACAGAGGGGAGGAGCCUAA